Molecule: messenger RNA, 6530 nt
Organism: Myotis lucifugus (little brown bat)
Lineage: Eukaryota; Metazoa; Chordata; Mammalia; Chiroptera; Vespertilionidae
Gene: SLX4
Product: SLX4 structure-specific endonuclease subunit
Biological process (GO): interstrand cross-link repair; meiotic DNA double-strand break processing; DNA replication
Cellular component (GO): nucleus; Slx1-Slx4 complex
Molecular function (GO): DNA binding; enzyme binding
Source: RefSeq, a predicted model, not a curated record
AACCUCCCGGACCGCUCUGCGCCUGCGCAGACGCAAUUGUCCGCGGGGAGCCGGCGGCGCAUGCGCAGGCUCGAGGCUCUCCGUUGAGAGGGUGCCGUGGCGGCGCCGGAGAUGUAAAAUUAAAUGAACCAAAUGUUCUUUAUCACCAUGGAGAUACUGAAGAAUCACCUGAGCAACAAGUUCAUAUGUAUUCUAUCCCAGAGGCAUCUAUUGGACAAUAAAACCUCUCAAAUGUGAACUUUAACAGAGGGAAGCUUUAAAGAUGCUGUUUAACACAGGCGCAAUUUGAAGAAAGACAUUUUAAAUCAUUAUGGAGGGAAAAACAGUACUUUUUAUUCAAUUUUUCAAACUCUCCAGGUAUCUCAGUGAGAAUUAAAGAGGAACCCUAAUGAAGCUGGGAUUCCGAAUGAGGCCCAGCUAGGCUCAUUCUUGGACCCCCAGAUUGACCCUCACUCCUCUGAAAACAAGCUUGGAAGCCUUAACACUGGCCAGAUGAUGGAUGAGUCAGAUGAUGACUUUAAGGAACUCUGUGCCAGUUUUUUACAAAGGGUGAAAAAGAAUGGCACCAAGGAAGUGUCAGGGGAAAGGAAGACAAAAAAGUCCUCAAACAUCACUCAGCUAACAAGCAAACCAACUGCUACCAAGAGCAAAACCCUUCAAGGCCCCAGGGAGAGGAAAACUCGAUCUGGCAGCCAAGCCACAAGGACAAAAAAGCAAGGGGUACCCAAGUGGCAGGAGAGUGAACCAGCCCCCUCUGAAAAUGGAGAGGGAAGUGUGCUUGCUUCUGCUGUGCUCUGGAAGAGUGCAUGGAGCACCCAGACAGGUAACCCAGCUGGAAACAUUGCCAAAACUUCCACAGAGAAAACCAGAGAUGCUGCUCCUAACGGUGACUCCCAGCCUCCUCCCUGUCUGACUGCUACAGUGCCAAGUCCCUCCAAACCCCGGGCGGCGGAGAUGGUCCUACAGCGAAUGCAGCAGUUCAAGAGAGCAGAUCCCGCGCGUUUGAAACAUGCUUCAGAAGGGUGCUCCCUCCAGCCUGCACUUGAGGAAAACGUUCCAAAGGACCCUCGAGGGGCGAUAAUGGUGGGGAAUGGGUCUGGGCCCUGGCUUCCUGCCACAGAAAGCGACACUGCAGUGGCGUUGGCCCUGCAGCAGGAGUUGGGGCAGGAAGGAGCCACCGCACCUGGCGACAGUCUGGAGGAGAAGGGGUUGUUCUUCUGCCAGAUCUGUCAAAAGAACCUCUCUGCUAUGAACGUGACCCGAAGGGAGCAGCAUGUGAACCGGUGUUUGGAUGAGGCUGAAAAGGCACUGAGACCUUGUGCACCUCAGGUCCCUGAAUGCCCAAUUUGUGGCAAGCCAUUUCUCACCUCAAAGGGCAGAAUCAGUCACUUGAAACAGUGUGCAGUGAAGAUGGAGGUUGACACCCAGCUCCUGCUCCAGGCCGUGCGGCUGCAAACAGCUCAGCCUGAGGGGACCUGCAGCACACUAGCACAGACAUCGAGCUUCAGCAAUCACGUUGGAGGUCUGAAGCGGAAGGGAGCCCCCAACAAGAAGGAACCACAGAAGAGGCAGAAGGUCAAUGAGCCUGAGGUGCUGUCUGAGGACCUGCUGGUGGCCAUGGCUCUAUCGCGGUCCGAGAUGGAGCAGAAGGUUGCACCUGCAAUGCUCCCGCUGGGAACUGCUUUUCCUGAGAGGACAAAACUGUCAGCAGAGAAGAAGAGUCGAAAGAAGAAAGUACCCCUUACCCCACCGCAGUUGUUAGUCCAGGACUCGGAGACCACAGGAAGACAGAUUGAGGAUCGAGUGGCCCAGCUCUUUGCAGAGGAAGAAGUAGAAUUGUCCAGCACGCCACCACUUCCUGCGAGCAGACUUUUAAAGGAAGAGCUGGAAAAGGCCAGCAGGAGUCUACAACCACCUGAAGGGAAGCGGAACUUUCUGUGGAGGGGCAGCGCCCUGACCAGAGCCUGGGCUCUGGAGUCCUUCUAUCCGGCAAGCCUGGUGCCUCCCAUGGUGCCCCAGCCGUCCACCAAGGAGCCCACGCUGCCACCAGUGUUGUCUAAACAGCCACAGCUGGGCGUGCGCAUGCCACCUGCCCUCCACAGUGCCAGUCCCAGGAAUCUGUCACCCUCCGCCAGCCAAAGGGAGUACCAGGCUCUGCAGGACCUCAUGGACUUGGCAAGAGAGGGGCUGAGUGCCAGCCCAUUGCCCUGCAGCGGGGGUUCUGCUGACUCAAGGGGGACCACAGGGAUGGAUCCAUUGCCCGGUGGCCUUCCACUGACUGGGUUUGUCCUGCCACCCGAGGAGCAGCGCCUGGAAAUGGGCAGCCAGGCUUCGCUCUCUGUCGGUUUGCUGGUUGCUGACUUCAGUGCCAUGGUAAAUAACCCACACCUGAGUGAUGUCCAGUUUCAGAUGGACAACGGGGAAGUGCUGUAUGCCCACAAGUUCGUGCUUUAUGCCCGAUGCCCACUUCUCAUUCAGUAUGUAAACAGUGAAGGAUUCUUCGCUGUAGAAGAUGGCGACCUAAGAACCCAGCGUGUCCUGCUGAGUGAUGUGAGCACGGAGGCUGCCCGCGCGUUCCUGCAUUAUCUCUACACUGCAGACACUGGCCUGCCUCCCCAGCUGACCCCUGACCUCAGUUCUCUGGCCUGCAGGUUCGGUGUGAGUGAGCUUGUUCACCUGUGCAAACAAGCAUCUGUCGUGAUGGAUUCAGAGGGCAGCCAGGAGGAGAAGGAAGAUGAGGAUUGUGAAAGCAGAGCGGAGAAUUUCCAAGAACUCUUGAGGUCAAUGUGGGUGGGUGAAGAGGAGGAAGCAGAAGCCUUGUUGAAAUCCGAGAGCCUUGAAGAAGAUAGAGAAAAGGUCAAUGAAGCAGAAAUGGAAGAAAUUUAUGAAUUUGCUGCUACUCAGAGAAAGCUCCUCCAGGGGGAAAGAGCUCCAGAGAUCAAAGAAGAAACUAACCAGUUUGGGGAGGACAGUCCAGGUUCUAGGCGAAUCCUAGCAAGCGUCCAGGUUAAAGAACAGUCAGAAAAUACAGAACAGAUGGAACCGUCUGGGCAGGGAAGAGAUGAGUGCAUCGCCAAAAGAAAAAAUGAGAGACAGUCCAUGUUCCUGCCACUCGAGGGCCAGUGUUCAGAUGGAGAGGAGGAAGCAGAGGCCCCAAAGGCAGCCCUGGAUCACACCAGCUCCUCUCGCCCCUCUCAGGGCCACUGGGUAGAGGAAAGGGAAGGACGCUUCAUGCACUCAGUUGAUGAUGAUGAUGAACAGCCCUUUUCAUCAACUCCAGGAGGGUACCCUGAACCAUCCCAAAUAACAAGUGAUCACAAGAGAGGCAAUGGCACUAUCAAACAAAGGCGGGGACAGAGCUCUCAUCGCUCUACUCGCCGGCAGGCACCUCCAUCACAGCCAUGCUUCUUCCCAUCGCAGCCCCUUCCGGGCAGGAGUCCACGCCAACCACACCCUCACCCUCAUCGCAAAAAUGACAUGUCCCCACCGACGCCCCAAUCUCAGGGCAGAGCUUCCAGGGUGGCCUCCCAGGACACACCAUCGAAGCAGAAGAGGGGCCGGAGCCUCCUCACGCUGUUUAACCAUCCAGACUGCCAGAAAGGCGAAGAACGUGGUUCUGUGUUGGAAUGCAGAAAUAAAGGGGCCCUGACCUCACCAGAAAAGUCUCCAUCCAUUGACCUAACUCAGGCAAAACCUGGCCAGCAGACCUCCAUAUCUCAGCAUUCUCCCUCCAGCGUGAACAGAGAAGAUGAGGUUAUCCUUUUACUGGAUUCAGAUGAGGAGUUAGAGCUAGAACAAACCAAAAAGUCAGUUUUUAAUGGUUCCCUGGAAGAAGGGAAAGUUUUAGAAGUUUGCCCCAAGUUCUCUGACCUGUUCUCCGUCAUUGAUGUUGAUGCAGAUCAGGAACCUUCCCAAAGCCCACCAAAGAGAGAGGCCCCAGUGCAGCAGGAGGAGGGGCGGCCGUCAAGGAACCUGGGCUAUGUGGGUGGCAGAGGGUCCCCCCCACUGUUCUGUAACCGCGAGAGCAGCCCGGACGAGGACAGCACCACAGAAACCUCGUGGCUGGUACCUGCCACCCCACUCGGCAGCAGAAGCCGAGAACACUCAUCACAGACCCAAAUCAUGGGUCUCGGGUCCAGGACUUCAGCAUAUGAAAUGGCUCAGCUCCAGCCCAGGGCCCCAUUAGAAAACAGGGAUGGACCCAAAGCCUCUAGUAAGUUUUCAGCAAUUGUGCACCAGACAUCGUCAUCCUGCCCGGUCCCUGUCAAUCACAGAAGCCCUUCCAGCCCCAGCCCCAGGCGCCACAAGCACUUUUCUGUGCUGGCUCCCUGUCCAGCCUCAGGAGGCCUCACUGAUUUCAGUGGGCAGUUCCAGAAGCGCUCGCUGCCCAGGCCGAGCCUGCCAAAUCAGGCCGCAGUGAGCGAAGUGGUGGAGGUGGAGGACAGUGACGAUGAGCAGGAGGUAGCCUCCCAUCAGGCGAGCAGCAGCCCCCUGUUGGACAGCGGUCCCCCCAUUCCAACUGACGACUGCUGUUGGCAUGUCGAGCCCCUCUCGCCAAUUCCGAUUGAUAAUUUGAACCUUGAGCGGACUGGCCCCCUGAGCACCAGUAGCCCAGGCAGCAGGGCCAGGGAAGCCCCGGACAGUGGUGACUGCCACUCCCCAGCACUCCUGAGUACCACCCCCAUCCGAGGAAGCUGCACUGGCCAAAGGAAGUCUCAAGAGAAAUCCCCUCAGGCCAGCUCCCCUGGGAGCAACAGGCUGAGCUUCUUGAAUUCAGCUCUCUGGGACGAUUGGGAUGGAGAAGAACAGAAGUCUCCAGAGGCCCUUUCUCUGACCCAGACACCGCGUGCUGAUCGAGCUCAGAAAUCAGAAGGGUUAGAAAAGCCAAGUGCUAAUCGGAGGAAGAACUUGCCCCCAAAAGUGCCCAUAACGCCAAUGCCACGGUAUUCCAUCAUGGAGACCCCAGUACUAAAGAAGGAACUGGACAGGUUUGGGGUACGCCCUCUGCCCAAACGCCAGAUGGUCCUAAAACUGAAGGAAAUAUUCCAGUACACUCACCAAACGCUGGAGUCAGACUCCGAGGACGAGAGCCAAUCCUCACAGGCACCCCUAGAGGCUCCUCGCAGCCAGACCCAUGCCACCAAGACCUCCAAAGCUUCAAGGGCAGCUGGCCAUGCCAGGCUGCAGGCCACAUCUGACCCUAUUUCCCGAAGGCCCAAGGGACCAGCUAAGACCAAGGGUCCCCGACAUCGGAAGCAGCCUGGUGGAAGUAUCCCCGGCAUGUCACCAGCCAAAGAGGUGCCUCUAGGCCCUGAUGGUGACGCCCAGCUCCCGGCCUCCCAGGAAUCCACAGCCACCUCCGUGGACAGCAGUGACAGCUCAUUCAGCUCACAGAGUUCUUCCUGUGAGUUUGGAGCAGCCUUUGAGUCUGCAGGAGAAGAGGAGGAGGGUGAGGAGGGGGUCAGUGCUUCACAGGCGGCUGUCCAGGCAGUGGCCACGGAAGAGGCAGUGAGGCGCUACAUCCGCUCCACACCAGCACUCUACCGCAAGGUCCUGCUGUACCAGCCCUUUGAGCUGGCGGAGCUGCAGGCGGAGCUGAAGCAGCAGGGCAUCCGCAUGGCCACGAGGAAGCUGCUGGAUUUCCUGGACGCCCACUGUAUCACCUUCACCACCGCUACGGCCCGGAAGGAAAAGUUCGAGAGGAAGAGGCGGCAGCCCCCGGGCAAGAAAAAAAGAGGCAGAACUGACGGUCCUGUCCGCCGCUCCCCACCCAUGCCCGUCAGCAGCCUGUGAGGGACUGCGGCCCCUUCAGCCAGCCAGGCCUCCACAAACAGUUCUGGGCCUUGGGACCAUAUCUGAUCCCUCUGUGAAAAUGAUGACCAACGUGGAUCAGCUUCCUUUCCACUCGUUUCCUGGGGUGGUAUUCGGAGCGUGUCACCCACUGGAUUUAGGGCCCCUGGCCUCCUCCCUCUAUCAGUGCCCACUAUUUAUCUCCCUUUAACCCUGUUGGGCCAGUGUGUGUUUCAGAAGGGCCUCUGCCAGCUGGCCAGGUUGAGGCCUGACUCGGCACAUCUUUUGCUCUCUACACCAUCAGCUGCAGUAUGUCCAUUCCUGAGAUGGAUACCCAAGUCCAGUCUGCCCUGUCCAUCUUCCUUCUCAGCACUGGUUCUGUAAUCCCAGCCUCCACCAGCAGACCAGGUGUCCACAGGCCUCCCACCCUGCCAUGCCCAGGUACUCUGCCGGCCCAACCAUUCUGCCCAGACACCUGUAUUGUCACCAGCACUCUCCAAACCGGCCGGUGCAGAAGGGCCCAGCCCAGCUCCGAAGUCCCCAGAACAAGCAUGUUCUUUGUGACCUGGGUCGGUUGGUGUGUGUUAAAGCUGCCUCCAGCCUCAGGAGCCGUGAGGCACAGGUAAGGCCUGGAAAAGAAGAGUUUGGGUCUCUGUAUCCUUGUGAACGUCUUGUCUGUUUUACAUACAGUGUAGUCCAUUUUAUAUGAUGUGCAAUAAAAACAAAAUGCUUUAUGAAAA